Diabrotica balteata is the source of this 1085-nucleotide messenger RNA. NCBI's taxonomy places the organism in Eukaryota, Metazoa, Arthropoda, Insecta, Coleoptera, Chrysomelidae. The record is from the annotation of a GenBank genome assembly.
GGACAUAUCAGACCUCUUCGGUGCUGACUUACCGGUAGAAGGAGGAACCGGCGGACAAUUUUCUUGGAAAGACGGGCCUUUACUUCAAGCUCUUAAGGACGGCAGUUGGAUAUUACUAGAUGAGCUCAACUUAGCGUCCCAGUCAGUACUGGAGGGACUCAAUGCCUGUUUGGACCACAGAGGUGAGAUAUUUAUACCAGAAUUAGGCAAAACCUUUUAUGUUAAACCCGGAACUAGAUUCUUCGGUUGUCAGAAUCCUCUUAAGCAAGGUGGUUCUCGAAGAGGUUUACCACAGUCAUUCUUGAACAGGUUUAUACAGGUAUAUGUGAACUCAUUGACUGAUAAGGACUUACAUUUCAUAUUAAAAAAUCAAUUUAACAAUAUUUCUGCUGAUUUAUUGUUAAAUAUGGUGGAGUUCAAUAGUAGGAUGGUUGAACAACUGGAAAGUCACACUUUUGGACACAAAGGGGCUCCUUGGGAGUGUAAUCUGCGAGAUUUAACUCGCUGGUGCGAAGCUAUUAUCUAUCAGCACAAUAUUAGUGACAUUUAUCAUCCUCAAAACGUAGUGAGUCUGAUUUACAGUGAUCGUAUGCGUACUCUAGCGGACAAAAAUAAAGUGCAGGAAAUAUUUAGUCAAGUGUUCGGUUGUGAGGUCGGCGGGACUGGACCUGUCGCGUACGUUACUAAUGACAGAGUGUAUUUCGGCGACGUUUUUAUCGAACGGAAUCAGGUCCACGUGGAUUCGAACGUGUUGAAACAGGACAAGACUUGUUUAGUGUUGAGAUCGCAGUUAGACGUGUUGAGAAGUUUGGCGUACUGUGUAAAUCUGAACUGGAUGGCCAUAUUGGUUGGCACUACCGGAAGUGGUAAAAGUAGUGUCGUGAAAACACUUGCAAGUUUAAGUGGAAAAACUUUAAAGACUUUGCCAGUGACUUCAGCAAUGGAUACAACCGACAUCUUGGGAGGAUUUGAACAGUGCCCCAACUUCCAACCUCAGUAAUACGCAGUAUGAUAAAUGCAGUUUUUGUUCGUGUGGCAGAGAGGUUAAGCCCAGUUCUACCCCAAGAAAUUCCAGUGAAGUCUAG